Messenger RNA from Camelina sativa (false flax), 846 nucleotides. Lineage: Eukaryota; Viridiplantae; Streptophyta; Magnoliopsida; Brassicales; Brassicaceae. The record is from RefSeq and is a predicted model, not a curated record.
AAAGGCACUCUCUUCAAUAUGAUCUCCCGGUUUCGUGGGACGCCGAUGUCUGAGAAUAUGAUCGGACGUGCCGCUUUUAUGAUUCUACAAGGACUCGAGGCUCUUCACUCAAACGGCUACGUUCACUGCGACCUCAAGCCAGCCAACGUCCUCGUCUUCCCUUCCACCACUGUUGGAGAGCCAUGGGAUCUUAAGCUUGCUGAUUUCGGUUGCUCUAAAGAGCCUUGUACGGAUUCUAGGUCGUUGUUUCAUGGUACGGAGCAGUACAUGCCGCCAGAAUCUCUUGGACCGGACGGAGUGAUGGGAUCGUCGACCGUUGAUAUAUGGUCUCUAGGGUGUAUGAUUAUUGAGAUGUUUGGAGGUUGUCCAUUGAAUAUGGGAGACUGUUACAUGUGGAGGCUUCCAAUACUUGUAUCUCCGGUGGCAGACGACUUCUUGAUGCGGUGCUUGGCUGUGCAGCCGUCACGUAGGGCUACCGCGGCAGAGUUGUUGAGUCAUCCAUUUGUUGCGCAAAAAAAUUGUACUGUUCCAAUAUUGACAGAGAUGCCUCCGUAUCCUUUCUUAAGGCUUCCUCCCUGCAUAAUGGGCAAAGAGAUGGAAGAAUAUGCUAGACUUGGAUUGGUGAUUUGAAGACCUCAAGAUUUGAUUAUAACGGUGGAGAGAUGAGCCCGGAAGAGAAAGGAGAUUCAUCUGACGGCGGCUGUUUGAUAGUUUAGUUAAGAGUUAUAUUUUAGGUUCGGUUGAGUUUGAGCUUUUAACUGGUUGUCCAUGGUGUUACUUAUUCUACUUAUGAUUUAUGAGGUUUGUUGUGUCAAUGUGCUACUCUAAAGUCUUCGUUUGAAUAUA